Messenger RNA from Panicum virgatum (switchgrass), 693 nucleotides. Its product is annotated as ABC transporter G family member 45-like. Bases 310 to 678 code for a protein of 122 amino acids. The transcript has 3 exons. Lineage: Eukaryota; Viridiplantae; Streptophyta; Magnoliopsida; Poales; Poaceae. The record is from RefSeq and is a predicted model, not a curated record.
AACCCUUGAUCACAAGAAUUUGGAGCUCUCUAUAUAUACAAUGUAGGAUCAAUGUCCACUUUCAUGAUGAUCAACGUGACAUUGUGACAAUACAGACGUGAUGGCGGCCUGUCUUGUUGAAUUACCAAACUACCCUCGAUCCAGAGAGGGCUUCCCGGCCUGCUCCCUUGUAUAAAUAUGGCAGCCAACAAUGCGUAGCCCCAGAUCAAUGAGCCUCAUAUAUAUCCGUGUAUUGACAGCAGACAAUACCAAGCUAGCUCUGUAUUCUUGUGCGCCUCUGCAGCUGUCGAGCGAGCGAGGUUGCUGGCCAUGGCUGCCAUCGUCCGCGAGGAGGCUCCUCCAUUGACGCACGCGGAGAACGAAGAGUUCCUUCGCGUCCUUAGGGACGUCAGGCAAUGGGUGGGGCGAGAGCCUCCGGAGAAGGUGGAGGUCGUGUUCGACGGCGUGAGCGUCGAGGCCGAGGAGCGCGUCGGUCGGAGGGCGCUGCCAACGCUGCCGAACGCCGUCUUCAACGCCGUCAAGGCUAUAGUAGAUUCUAUGAACACGUGUGCAACGCGAAAAGGAACAUUCAAGAUAAUAAAUGAAGUGAGUGGAACAAUAAGACCAUCCAGGUAUAAUUACAUGAUCCACUAUCAAAAUUUCUUUUCAAAUAUAAUAUAUACUGUGUUUAAACAUUAAAAUGGCACAUAGCAA